Pseudozyma hubeiensis SY62 is the source of this 2151-nucleotide messenger RNA. Its product is annotated as potential mRNA deadenylase and CCR4-NOT complex subunit Not5p. The coding region runs from base 1 to 2151 and encodes 716 amino acids. The record is from RefSeq and is a predicted model, not a curated record. The transcript has a single exon. Gene Ontology annotation, cellular component: nucleus; P-body; CCR4-NOT core complex. Lineage: Eukaryota; Fungi; Basidiomycota; Ustilaginomycetes; Ustilaginales; Ustilaginaceae. Gene Ontology annotation, biological process: regulation of DNA-templated transcription; nuclear-transcribed mRNA poly(A) tail shortening.
AUGGCGGCGAGAAAGUUGCAGACAGAGAUCGACAAGACCUUGAAGAAGGUCGCAGAAGGCGUCGAGAGCUUCGAAGACAUGUUCGAUCUGCUUCAGCGCUCAACGAAUGCCACACAAAAGGAGAAGAUGGAGUCCGAUCUUAAAACACAGAUCAAGAAGCUCCAACGUCUACGUGAUCAGAUCAAGACAUGGCUGCAGAGCAACGACAUCAAGGACAAGAAGCCGCUCCUCGACAACCGCAAGCUUAUCGAGACCCAGAUGGAGAAGUUCAAGGCCAUCGAAAAGGAGAUGAAGACCAAAGCCUUCUCCAAAGAGGGCCUCAUAGCUGCCGCAAAGAUGAAUCCAAAGGAUCGCGAAAAGGCAGAGGUUUCCGAGUGGCUCUCCACACAGGUCGACGAGCUCUCACGACAGGUCGAGUCCGCAGAAGCAGAGAUUGAGACCAUCUCGGGCUCGGGCAAAAAGAAGAAGGGUUCCGCAAAGGACGAACGCGCAUCAUCGCUCGAAUCCCAAAAUGAUCGCAGGAAUUGGCACAUCUCGCGCCUCGAGAUUCUUUUGCGCAUGUUGGAGAACGGCAACCUCGAGACGGAGCGUGUUACGGACAUCAAGGAGGACAUCUCGUACUUUGUCGAAUCCAAUAUGGAGGAGGACUUUGAGGAGGACGAGGGCAUCUACGACGAUCUCAAUCUCGACGAUGGCGAGGAGGCAUUUGGUCUCAAGGAGAACGACGACAUUCAAAGUAACGUCGACUCGACGGCCGGCAUGGAUGAUCUCAGCUUCCGCGAUAUCAAGGACACGCCGACGAAACCACGACGGGACAGCUUGGCCGAGAUCAGCACUAGCUCCGCCAACAACAGCAUCUCAACCGCCACCACCGCAACCAACACUGCCACCGCCGCUUCCAACAAGAAGGACGAGACCGUACCAUCGCCAGUGUCGGCUUCGCCAGCACCCACCGCACCUUCACCUGUUUCGGCCGCACCAGCUCCCAAGAAGACCAUCAAAAAGGCAUCGCAAGAGCCAGUCGCAGUGCCGAAGGAGAAGGCGGUACCUACUGCCAACUUUGCGCAGGCCAAGGCACCAUCCGCAUCCCAGUCUGCCGUCCUUUCGCCACCAAAGGCACCCAGCGCUGCACCGCUUCCUCCCAUCCGUUACGCUGCAGCUGCUGCGGCGGCAGUGGCGGCCACCGCUGCUGCAACCGCUGCCGACGCGACGGCUGCUUCCCCUGCGACGACCACAGCAUCCACCGCCACUGACUCGGCUUCGGACCCGAUCACGAACGCUGCCAACUCGACAGCAGCAUCUGCGGCACCUGGCUCGCACGUCCAAUCAUCUACAGCAGCAUCGCAGCAGGUGGGGGCGCCCGCCACACCCGCCAAGUCGAGCGUCGACGCACUCAAGGAUGACGCAGCAGCCAAGGCACGAUCAGCAUCGCCAGCGCCUCCAGGCCUCACCAAGGUCGAUGCGAGCAACAACAACGCAGCAGCAGGAUCGGGUGCAUCGACACAAGACACCACAAGUACGUCAGGAUUCCAGCCGGCCCAGCUCGCCGCCUCUUCGGCAGCAGCGAGCGUGGUGCAGCCCGCAGGUGGAGGAGCAGGAACUGCAGCACAGCAAGCAGCGGCGCAAAAGGAGGCAGGCACCGAAGCACGAUUGCCGACGUCGCUCACCGACCUUGUGUCGUCGUUCGAGUCUGCCAAGCAGAAAUCGCUGCGUCGCGACGCCAACCUGGGUCUGGUGCACAAGUCGCUCGAGUCGUCCUUCAUGAACGUGCCCGAACCGCUGGAUUCGGACAAGCCAAAGUACUACGUACCCAAGAACCCAUUCCCCACGCCGAGCUACUACCCGCAGGCGCCGGCGAGCGUGUUCGAUCAUCCCGCGCUGUACUCCAAGUUUGACGUCGACACGCUCUUCUACAUCUUCUAUUACCAGCAGGGAACGUACCACCAGUAUCUGGCGGCCAAGGAGUUGAAAAAGCAGAGCUGGCGCUUCCACAAGCAGUACUUGACCUGGUUCCAGAGGCAUUCGGAGCCGCAGGCGAUCACGGACGAGUACGAGCAGGGUGUGUACGUCUACUUUGAUUGGGAGGGUAGUUGGUGUCAGCGCAAGAAGUCGGAUUUCCGAUUCGAGUAUCGAUGGUUGGAGGAUAACUAG